AUUCACAACAUCUAAAACUAUUAUUUGAAUUUCAACACCAGCAAGUAUUUGUUUAUGGAUGGACUGGCGAUGUGUCCAGGGUCCAUCAGCAGCUCUCACCACCCCGCUAUAUGUGUAUAAUAAUUAAUGGAAUGGAUAGAUGUGUUCUUAAUGUAAUGUACAUUUGUCUCUAAAAUAUUAAUUUAAUUUGUUUUAUGACUUUUGUUUGGGAUAGUUAGGGUGUAAAGAUAGAUAAAUACAUCUCCAUGAUUCCUUCUUUUAGAUUGUUUGUUAAUAUAAUUUUAACAUCCGAAAAGAAAGAUUUAAUAAACGUAAUAUAUAACGUAUCUCAUUUCCUUAACGUUUAAUUUGUAAUUAAUUUUAAAUGUUAAAAGUGUUAUUGGGUGUUUUGAAAAGUUUUGAAAGUGUAAGUUUUGAAAGGGGUAGUCAAAUAAAAUGCGUUAUUAUUAUAAUUAUGAAAACACGGCGCACCCUUCAUUUCCUUAUUAUUGUUUAUUGUAGAUUGUUUGUUACUAAUGUAAUUUUAACAUCCGAAAAAAAGAUUUAAUAAAGAUAAAAAAGCGGACAUACCACGUGACUGACAUACCACGUGACUGACAUACCACGUCACUAACAUAACGUAACACGUGGUAUGUCAUUUCCUAAUUAGUAAUUAAUUUUAAAUGUUAAAAGUGUUUUUGGGUGUUUUGAAAGGCGUUGUGAAAUAAAAUGCGUUAUUAUUAUUAUAAUUAUUAAAACACGGCUGGUACAGGAAAUGGUGUCACUGGCGCCCCCUUCAUUUCCGGAAUGUAAUAGUCCAAUUUCCAUAUAAGGUAUGAGACUGACAGUGGUCCGUCACCGCCCCUUUCCGCAGGCUGCAGCGAAGUGUACUUGCUCUGCUAGGCAUAUUAGCUGGAGCGGGGAAGUGUGAAACAGUAGGACGCGAUGAGAGGAGCAGAGCUGCUGAGAUGAGAUGAAAACCCGUCUUGUGUGAGAUCUAAACUGUAGAUCUGGCCUAACUUCCUGAAGGACUGGUGUGGGCAUUUCUCCAGCAAUAUUUCCUGAACCUUUUUUCUUCUUCUUUAUGUUCCUGCAUCUAUAUGUAACUCGGCAGCACCUGCACGUUGUAUUCAAAGCAUUAACAGCCAGGAUGAAGCCUGAUCAUAAGGAUGGAGGCCAAAAUCAGAAGCGAGAACAAGACUUUUAUCUGGGAUGCCUAACCAAGAAAUGGUUGAUAAUGUUAUCAACUGCUGUUGGACUUCUUAUCCUGGUCAUCAUUAUUGUCCCUGUUGUGAUUCUCACCAGACCAGGAACCAAAGCUCCUGUUCCGCUGUUUCCUACUGAUGGAGACAUGCUGGACUUCCUGGUUCAGUCAGGUGAAAUCAGUGAACAAGAUGGUCUCUUGGCAACCUGGUUCCACCGAGCCAACAGCAAGGAGCAAAUGAACAUGGCUCUUGCAUCUGAUGUUAUGAUCCUAGAGGCAGACGUUACUCUGGAGGGUUAUGGAACUCCUGAUCAGAAUCCAGUACCGAUCAUGGCUCACCCUCCUGAUGUUUAUAGUGACAACACCCUGGACCAGUGGUUGGAUGCUGUGUUGGACUCUAGAAAAGGCAUAAAACUUGACUUCAAGGCUCUGGACUCUGUGGGUUUCUCUCUGGACCUGCUCAAGCAAAAGAACAGCAGCAGAGGAAUAAACAGGCCUGUGUGGCUCAAUGCAGACAUCCUUCGAGGUCCCAAUGUACCAAACUUUGUGUCUCCAGUCAAUGGAACCAGAUUUCUUCAGUUGAUUCAGAAGACAUUUCCAGAUGUGACUUUGUCUCCUGGAUGGAUGGUUCUCUAUAUUCCUCAAAUUGCUAUUGGAACUUAUUCCAAAGAAAUGGUGGAAAACAUGUAUCAUCUGAUCAAAGAUGUCCCUCAGAAGGUGACGUUCCCAGUCCAUGCUCUGCUGGUCCACAGAGGAUGGCAGCACAUCAGCUGGCUCCUCAACCAGUCACCAAGGUUCAGCUUGACUCUGUGGCAGGGUUCAGAUCAUCCAACCGUCAGGGACCUGUUGUUUGUCCGGGACAACACCCAACCUGCACAAGUCUACUACGACAUCUAUGAACCUACGCUGACAGCGUUUAAAGAGGCCGCAAGAAACCGCAGUGGUGUUCGGAGGUUUUAUCCUGGAGGAAACCUGAUGGACUUUCUUUAUCCAGUUCACAACUGGAGCAGCAGCUUCCUUACUGAUGUCACCCAGCGCAGCAGUCUGGGAGUGCGCUGGUUUUCAGUCGCUGAUGAGGCCUUCCUGCUGGCGCGGCUCUCAGAUGAGGAUGGUGGGAUGCUGGUUCUUCAUGUAGUUUCUGACAGAAAUCAGCCUGGAGUUCCUGUGCUGGGAGGUUCUGGGACCAGCUCUGAGCCCUUCACACUUCAGCGUGUCUUUGAGCUGCUUGGGCAGAGGACUGAUGCACCCUGGGGAGUUUAUCUUCGGGUUCAUGGUCAUCAGCUUCUGGAAGCUUCCCUCAAACUGCUGCAGGCCGCUUACUCUGCAGAGGAACUCUACAGACCCAUCUGGAUCAGCAUGGAGAGUUCCCAAAGCAGCUACAGCACAAAUGAUUUUGUGUCCACAGUGGAGGAGUUGUUUCCGUAUGUCACUGUGGUCUUGGCUGAGCAGAACUGGCCUCCUCUGAUCCCAGCUUCACUGACAGGCCUGUCCCAAAGGCUGGCUGUUCACCUCACCGCAGCAUCACUGCUCAAAGAACCACAGGAACUUCCCUCCCUGAAGGAGAGGAACCAGUGUGACUUUGUAGUGGAGGUGGACAUGGAGGACACUGCAGAAACAUUUAGAAUUAUGAAGAAGCUCAUGGCCCAACAGGGAGGAAAAUCAAAAGCAAAUCUCUACAUGAUGACUAGCAAAUAAAAGAAACUAUCUGACACAAACACAACCAUAUGAGGUUGGACCUUCUCAUCUAGCAUGAUGGAGAUUAUCUUUAGUGUCAGCGAGGAGUUGUUUGCUUUAUUUCUUUUCUCUAACCAUUAAC
This is a messenger RNA of Xiphophorus hellerii (green swordtail), 2999 nucleotides long. It is a transcript of the gene fam151a, whose product is annotated as family with sequence similarity 151 member A. The transcript is spliced from 14 exons. The coding region runs from base 1064 to 2878 and encodes 604 amino acids. NCBI's taxonomy places the organism in Eukaryota, Metazoa, Chordata, Actinopteri, Cyprinodontiformes, Poeciliidae. The record is from RefSeq and is a predicted model, not a curated record.